GCAAUGGGUCGCAUUGUGGGUCGGAUCUGGGUCGGCUUCACGACAUGCCUCAUUGCGUUUAUUGCCUACUCUUCUCAAGUAUUUGUCAUUUGGCCAUGGUAUGGACGCGCGUUUUCCGUGGAACUGCUGCAACUUCUCCUUCCAUUCAACUUUCUGGUUGGAAUGUUAUACUGGAACUACUACUUGACUGUCACCACCGAUCCAGGACGCGUUCCCAAAUAUUGGGAGCCAGAUACGCACUCAGAAGAGGGUUAUGAAGUAAAGCCGCUCUCAGGAAGACCGCGAUAUUGUAGAAUGUGUGACUCGUAUAAACCGCCACGGACCCAUCAUUGUCGCCAAUGUAGACGAUGUGUUCUACGUAUGGAUCAUCACUGUCCCUGGGUGAAUAACUGUGUCGGCCAUUUCAACUACGGACAUUUCAUCCGCUUCCUCUUUUACGUUGAUGUUGCGUGUUCGUAUCACUUUGCUAUGGUUACUCGUAGAUCAAUUGACGCCAUGAAUGCACGAUAUUGGGAGGGUCCAGAUACGGUGGAGUUCAUAUUCAUGAUCCUCAAUUACGUGACUUGCGUGCCCGUCCUUCUCGGAGUAGGCGGAUUCAGCUUAUAUCAUUUCUACUGCCUGAGUAACAAUACAACGACAAUUGAAGGCUGGGAGAAAGAUAAAGUCGCGACGCUCGUAAAGAGGGGAAAGAUUCAUGAGGUUAAAUUUCCAUACAAUAUUGGACGUCGUGAGAAUGUCGAGUCUGUGCUAGGCAAAAAUCCUCUCCUGUGGUGUUGGCCUUCGGUUCCACCCGGAAAUGGCCUAAAGUUCCCUGUUGCAGAUGCUGAUGGUAGGUGGUUUGCUCUCAAUGACCGCCAACGGGAGCGCGAGGAGUUUGAGGAGGUGUAUGAAGACGCAGGUCGCCAAGUGUGAAGCAAAAUAUUGCAUUUAUCUUGAUCGUGCUUCCCUGCCGUCCGUUCCACCUUACUUCCCCCUUUCUCAUCCAUUAUUCUGCGGUUCUUGACUGAUUCUGAUCUUGCGAUCCCACGGUGUAGAUGGAGCAGCGCAAGUCUGGCCGCCUGAAGACCCAAAUGACACUCGGGCUUACGACUUCAAUCACGAUGAAGAGGAUGACGGACAUGCUUUGGAGCUACCAGACUCACCAUGGACAUACGAGAACGGUUCUGUAAACCCCUCAUUGGAACCAUCCAACGCUUUUCGCAGACGAGCAACACAAGCAUCCAGACAAUCCCAUCGUCCGGAAGAAGGCAACGUGUCAAAAGUUCCUCCGUACCAUCCAGAUUACGGCAAAUCACCUCCGUCUGCAUUAAACAACCGCUAUUCUUCUUCCGAGGGAAGUGAAGAGAGCGACAGCGAUGAGUAUCGAUACUAUGGAGGGAAACGACGCGUGCGUCGAGGAUCGGAAGGACUGGAAGUUAGAAUGGGUGCAGCGGACCGUGAGGCGAUCUUAAGGCGGUAUAUGUUUACUCGGGGUCCUGAGAUUGGGAAAUACCGGGUGUACAAACCAGAGCCUCAUUCACCUUCGUUGUCACCUUCCCCGCCUAUUGAACAAGUACCGGACGAAUUGCCUCUUGGUGCGGAAGCGGGCAACCAUUAAUCCGUGAAAAGGACUGUUCGUCUUUAUCCUUCUUUUCUUUGCACCGAAAUCUCAAUCUCAAAGGCCCGAGAAGCUCUCAUCGCAUCUCACAACGACCUCGAAGCAGCAUUAGAAUGGAUUCAAAAAGACCUCGCAGUUUCAGGCGCUAAAAAGGCAGAGAAAGUCGGGGGACGAGAAACGAAGGAAGGUCUUAUAGCUGUUUCGUUACUUUCACCUGGCUAUGGACAAGGAACGGGCGGAGUGAGAGCUAGUAUGGUUGAGAUUAAUUGCGAGACGGAUUUCGUUGGGAGGAACGAGUUGUUUGGGAAGUUGGUGUCGGAUAUUGCACAUACGACUGCGUUUCAUGCAGAGGCUCCUGAGGACUUUCAGGAAAACCCGAAGUUGCUUCGACCGUUCCCUUUAGAAUCUCUCCUCGAUGCACCGUUAAUGCAGAAGAACUCACCUUCUGAGUUGUCUUCGACGGCUACUGUUAGCUCCGCCAUCCGUGACACAAUCGCCAAAGUCGGCGAAAACAUCUCCCUUCGACGCGCGAUUAGCGUCGUUCUCCCCCCAGCUCCCGAGUCCGUACAAGCAGGUAUCCGGGUCGCUUCAUACGUCCAUGGGACCACAACAGACCCAACACGAGGCCGUAUGGGCACUCUCGCACUCACUUACCUCAAAACUCCCAACCUCAAGGAAGUCUUCGCGAAAGAAGGCU
Fomitiporia mediterranea MF3/22 is the source of this 2294-nucleotide messenger RNA. RefSeq names its product zf-DHHC-domain-containing protein. The record is from RefSeq and is a predicted model, not a curated record. The transcript is spliced from 9 exons. The coding region runs from base 4 to 912 and encodes 302 amino acids. Lineage: Eukaryota; Fungi; Basidiomycota; Agaricomycetes; Hymenochaetales; Hymenochaetaceae. Gene Ontology annotation, molecular function: palmitoyltransferase activity.